This is a messenger RNA of Misgurnus anguillicaudatus (oriental weatherfish), 3761 nucleotides long. It is a transcript of the gene shc2, whose product is annotated as SHC (Src homology 2 domain containing) transforming protein 2. Gene Ontology annotation, cellular component: plasma membrane. The record is from RefSeq and is a predicted model, not a curated record. Lineage: Eukaryota; Metazoa; Chordata; Actinopteri; Cypriniformes; Cobitidae. Gene Ontology annotation, molecular function: receptor tyrosine kinase binding. Gene Ontology annotation, biological process: cell surface receptor protein tyrosine kinase signaling pathway; intracellular signal transduction.
UUAACAGCAUCCACCAUCAUCAUAGGUCUUAUGCGACUUCACAAAUGUGGACACAUCAGUGCAUACAACAAAAAUGUAACACGAUUGGACAAGUCAAUGGAGGAGGCGUGUGAACUAUGAUGGUGGGUGUUCACGACUAAGGGCACAAGCAAGGUUCUAGACUGUGGUUUUAACGGCGUUACUCUCUUCAGACGUUAACUUAAUUGUCAUUCUUAAAUCAAUUUAACACACUCAAAAACACAUGAUCCAGAUUACAAGAGGUUUUGUGACUUUGUUAUGAAGAAGGUUGUCAUCUGAACAUCAGUUCAACUCUAGUGACGGUGACCUCACACUUACACUCACGCUAAUUGAAAAUGGUCACAGUGACCCCAUUCUUGAAGCUAAAAUAACCAGAGCCAGCCUUGCGAUGAAUGCAACGAAUGGAAAAUCAAGAUGAAAUCUGUGCACAACACCCCUCAGAGGUCAUCACAGAGCAGCUUGUUGAUUUAGGAAAAUACAGAGUUAAAAAAAAGUCACGUUUGUGAGUCACAAAGGUGGUGUGAGGCUUCGUCAGCACCACAUGGCUGUGGUUUCCACGGCACGGCGCAAUGUUAACGGAAUAUAUAGAGUAGUUUGAUGUUUCCUGUUUAUUUUGCCUCGUGGACUCUAUGCAUUAACUUUCGGGCAGUUGCGAAAAAAACUGACGUCAGAGCAAAAGGAAGAGACUGUUUGUCAAAUUGCACUUGCGCAAGUUCUCUAAAUGUGACAGCUCAGAUCUACGCUUGACUGUGUUGAAUACGACAGCAAGAAAAGAGAGUUAAAGUCUCAACAAUAUCCAGCAACCGUUUUAUUGGCCGUUCUGCAGCAUAAUGAAGAACACAUUGUGAAAUGGUGAUACUAAGUUUGAGAGCAUCUUUCCUUUUUCCCUAGCCAUCCCCCCUUCCCCUCCCUCCUUCCCCCCACUCUCCUCUCCGAUCUGGACCGCUCCUCCGGGCAUGCUACUUAAGCCCAAGUAUGGCCGCUUCCGGAACGACUCAGUGACCUCCUCCGACGACCUGAUGCAGAGCCUAGCCAUGAGCGGGAAGGUGGUGGCCACCCCGGUGGCCUCCUCGUCCACGCCUGGCUUGGAGCUGCCGCCCCUGGAGACCGCUGCUCUCCCUCCGCCCUCGGCUCAGGUGCUGGCCGACUCUCCCGGGCUGGAUGGCGAGCAGGACGGCACUACCACCUUCUGCAUGCUCAUCCCCAAGAUGCCCCAGUGGAAGUUCUCCAACUCGCUGCUAAGCCGUAGUCCCUCCAAUAGCAGCUCCAGCUCCGGUUCCAGCAAGGACUCGGGCAGGGCCUCUACGGCCGAUAGUUCUGCACCCAGGGGUGCAACUGCUGCUAGUGGUCCUGUGGCUAGUCUUGCAGCUGUGUUCAACUCCUGUGACCCUGUUUGUGUGGGCCCUUGUUCCCUACAGGCCGUUAGGCGGCAGAGGGCCAUCGGAGGUUCAGCAAGUCACAGAGAUUCGGGGGCCGCCGAGGGGAGUCCGGGGGGCUCUGGGAGCUUCAGGACAGGGAUGAACCGGAGGACCAGGGUAGAGGGCAUAUGGCUGGGAGAUAACUUUACCCAGAAGGGGAGCUUCAUCAACAAGCCGACGCAGGGGUGGUUGCACCCAGACAUAAAGAUCAGCAGCACAGGAGCUUCCUACAUCGUUAGGUACAUGGGGUGCAUUGAGGUCCUGAAAUCAAUGCGAUCUUUGGACUUCAACACUAGGACGCAGGUUACAAGAGAGGCCAUCAACAGGUUGUGUGAAGCCGUACCAGGAGGAAAAGCUGCCUGGAAGAAGAAAGUCACCAACAAAACCCUCCAGUCCAUCAUGGGGAAGAGUAACCUACGCUUUGCUGGGAUGAGCAUCGGCGUCAACAUCUCCAUCGAGGGCUUGAGUUUGCUGGUCCCCACCACACGACAGGUAAUUGCACACCACCCCAUGCAGUCCAUCUCCUUCGCUUCUGGCGGAGACUCUGAUACGCCUGACUAUGUUGCCUAUGUGGCCAAAGAUCCUGUGAAUCAAAGAGCUUGUCAUAUCCUGGAGUGUGGUGAUGGUCUUGCCCAGAAUGUGAUCAGUACCAUCGGCCAGGCCUUCGAACUUCAGUUCAAACAGUAUUUGCACAGCCCACCCAAAGCCAUUCCCCCUAUGGACAGGAAUAUACGAACAGAGGAGUCAGCAUGGGGUGAUGAUGAAGAGUCAUCCGAGCAUAAUUAUUACAACAACAUCCCAGGCAAGGAGCCUCCAGUUGGGGGCGUGGUGGACUCCAGACUCAGGCCUCCAGUGGGCCUAUUGGGUCACGCCCAUACCCAACCACAGAACAAAACAGCUCAGAUGGGGUCACCAGCCAAAAGAGAAGUAAACACCCUUCCUGCCCCCCACUUGUGUUAUGAAGUGCACUGGGACACGGAGAACAACGGUAGCUCAAGUUUGACUUCUGAUGGUUACUUGCGAGCAGAUGGUCACCCACCUGGGAGCCGCGAUUAUGAGGAACACCUGUAUGUAAACACUCAGAAUCUGGACACAGCGGAGACCUCAGCGGACACACGAGGAGGACGAAAACCCGAUAGUCCUAAGAAAGACAUAUUUGACAUGAGGCCAUUCGAGGACGCUCUGCGUCUACACGAGGCCAGUGGGGUUUGUGUAUUGGAGGACAAGUGGCCGAGUCCCCCGCGUCGGCGGGCUCCCGUCGCCCCUACAGAAGACCAACUACGACGUGAAAUGUGGUACCACGGACGCAUGAGCCGCAGGGACGCAGAGAAUCUCCUGGUCCGAGAUGGAGAUUUCCUGGUCCGGGACAGCGCGACUAACCCAGGCCAGUAUGUGUUGACGGGGAUGCAGUGUGGCCUGCCCAAACAUCUGCUGCUGGUGGAUCCAGAAGGAGUGGUUCGGACUAAAGAUAUGCUAUUUGAGAGCAUAAGUCACCUGAUCAACUACCACUUGACCAACAAACUGCCUAUUGUGGCGGCGGAGAGUGAGUUACACCUCCAGCAGGUGGUUUGCAGAAAGCAUUAACCUCCACUUCGACCCUGUAUACUGUACAUGAGAGCGAGGCUGUACCCCGUGCCACAAUUCCAGAGGCUCCACACUAUUGCCUUAAACACAGACUCUGAGCUUCCACUGGGACUUGUGGGAUUUCACUGUUCCUUAGGCACUGACCACAAACUACAGCUUUCAGCAUGCCUUGCUCAAUCAUCCUCUUCCUCAAGCCAGAACCAACUGAGAAGACCCCCGCACCCCAACUGCGAUCUUGACAUUGGGAAAUAAAGUGCUUUCCUUUUUGCAAACCGAACCCUACAAUUUCCCAGCAGACUGUCAUUGGUGAUGACCGUGCCUGUCGAAAAAAUGUGAACUUAUGAGAAACACGAGACCAAUCGUCUUAUUUCCUUGUUUCCUCAACAUCUGUAUAAGUUUUGAAUGGACUGCUAAAUGUGAUGUAUUCAGUAGCUGUGGUUAUGAUCUUUUCUGGUGAUCAUUUCUGUGGAACGACUGGACUCAGUAUCUUGUUGUGCUUUAAAAAAAAGUGAUCAACAGUUUGUUCUCAGGAUGCAGUAUUUGAUAAGGAAAUAAUAUAAAGCUUAUAAGCUCAGCUUUAAUGCAGUCGUAUCAAAUGCACAUGUUUCAUUUACGAACUCUCAGGACCAAAUAUUGGGUCAUGUGAUGUUACCCUUUUUUAAAGCGACAGUGAUCGAACAUGCAUUAUACUUCAUAGCAUCUCUUUUGUGUUUAGUCAAAUAAACAAAUGUGUACCAAUGG